AAAAAACAAAAAAAAGUGAAGUUGUGUGAAGUACAAAGUGACAGCUACCUGACACAUAAACGCACGGAUAACUGAACAUAUGAGGAAGAAGGAAACGUUUCAGAGAUGUGACACAUCCGGGUCAUCAAAGGCGUCUUUAGGUUGAAGCUCGGUUUUGACAACAACACGCUGCUGCACAGCCCGACGACAAGGGGAGUGUUAUACAACCAGUCUGUGAUGGUUAUGAAAGGAUUUCUCCAGUUUGUGACCAAUCAACCAGUACAGUUUCAUCCCAGAGAACAAAUCUGGAUUUCAGCCCAGUCCUCUCUGUUUCCUGCCCUCUUUGUGAAAUGACCUGACCGCCACUUCACUGGUUCCAGCAUCAGAUGACAAUGGCCAGAAUAGCCUGGUACCAAGAGAAGAUCGGGGCCUAUGAUCAGCAAGUCUGGGAGAAAUCUCUGGAGCAGACGGAUUUAAAUGGUUUGGACAGCCAGCCACGUAAGACGGGUCACAUCAAACAAGACCUCAUUGAUGUCGACUUAGUAAGAGGAUCAACAUUCAGCAAAGCCAAGCCAGACAGUCCCUGGGCUGCUCUGACCCGGAAGGGUCUGGUCAGAGUGCUGCUGUUCCCGUUCUUCUUCCAGUGGUGGAUACAGGUGACCUCCAGGUCCAUCUCCUCAUGGAUCCUCGUGCUGUAUUUCAUGCAAGUGGCAGCGGUGGUGCUUUACUUGGAGGUCCCUGGGGCGAGUGCCAGCGAGGUGUUUGGGCCCAUGUGUCUGAUGCUGCUGCUGGGUACCGUGCACUGCCAGAUUGUGUCGACUGAGUCCAGCCGGUGGCCCUCGGGCAGUCCAGCUGCCAGCUGCACCACCAGCCCCGCUCGCAGACGGAGGCCGAGGAAGGGCAGAGUGCUGAAAAAAUCAGAAGAAAAGAAUGACGGCGGGGACGCAGAGCAGCAGGGGCCGUUUGAGGAAGUGCAGCGAUUAUACAGGAACGAAGAGAGGAGGACCAUCAGAAAAUCAGGAUUUGGGGCUUCUGAUGAGCUCUCCAGUGAGGAAGAGGAGGGGGUUCAACCUGUGGAAGUAAUUCUUCCAAAACCUCAUCAAGAGAGGCAGCCUGCUUCUUCAUCUGCACCUAUGCCUUCUGUUAGGAGGAGAAGUCUAAAGUCAAACUCCAAAACCCCAUUAAGACCUCAGGAAGGGAGUGGGGCCUCCGUCAAGGUGAAGCACAGAGAGGUGGAUCGCCUCAGGCCGAGCGUGGGCUCGCGUCCCGCCUCCGACACUGAUGACACACUGUGGGAGGAGCUUCUCCAAGGGCCUGACACCGCCUCCACGGGGAGCAGUGACAGCGAGGCCAACGGGAGGUUCAACGCUGGCAUGGCGAUCCAACAAACCACCACUCUGAGCAGUGAUGAUGAAAACAUACAGCAGGGAAUCACCGUAAGCCAGCUGUCUUGGCUGCAGGCGUGUCACCCAUCCAAAGACCGCGUCAGUGCCAUAAUAUGGGAGCAGGGCGAUUGUAAGAAAGCAGACAUGUCGGUGUUGGAGAUCAGUGGGAUCAUCCUCACGCGGGUGAAGUUGGUGGAGCAGGGUAUGGGUUACCUUGUGCUCGGCGGGUUGAUGACAGCCACCCUGGCGCUGCUUCCCUUUGCCUUCCACCUGGCUCAGCGUCUGGACAUGUCGAUCCUCGGCUCCAUGUCCCUGAAGGAGUUUGGAGAAAUGGCGGUCUGGCGGCACGAUGCCCAGGUCUAUGUCUUUUUCUUUGUCACGAUGGUGCUGAGAGUCUGCCUCAUAGGACUGUUCUUCUUCAUGAUGUGCGUGGCUGAGAGGACGUAUAAACAGAGACUCUUAUUCGCAAAGUACUUCAGCCACCUCACUUCAGCUCGCAAGGCCAAGAAAUCAGAGAUCCCUCAUUUCAGGCUGAAGAAGGUCCAGAACAUAAAGAUGUGGUUGUCACUACGCUCUUUUCUCAGGAGGCGAGGGCCGCAGCGCUCCGUAGACGUUAUCGUCUCCACUAUCUUCCUUUUGGCGCUCUCCAUUUCAUUCAUCAUAUGUGCCCAGCUGCUGCACAACCACCAGACAUUCCUAGAAUCUCUGACCAACUGGGAGCUGAUGGUUUGGGCCUCCUCCCUCGUGCUCUUUCUCUUACGGCUGGCCACGCUGGGCUCGGAGACAAACUGCAAAUACAGCAACUCCUCAGUGCUGCUAACCGAGCAGAUCAAUUUGUAUCUCAAGAUGGAGAAAAAGCCCAAUAAGAAAGAAGAACUCAACAUAGUGAACAACGUUUUGAAACUGGCUACAAAACUGAUGAAGGAGCUGGAUACUCCAUUCAGACUGCUGGGUCUGACUGUGAACCCUCUAAUCUACAACAUCACCAGAGUGGUCAUCCUGUCCGCUGUGUCUGCUGUGGUCAGCGACCUGCUCGGCUUCAACAUCAGACUGUGGAAAAUAAAGCCUUAAUGUGAAAACGGCAAACCACUAACAGUCGGACACUGGAGACCAGAAACUCCCCACGUCUGCUGCCACCAGCGUCUCAUCUACAACAACUAAAAAGUGCAAACCUACUGACUGUAUAAUCAUUGUCUGUGCCUUCCAGCUGAAACUUCUGUCUCUUGGGUUUCAUCAGUCUUUUUAAAAGCCAAACACACACACACACACACACACACACACACACACACACACACACACACACACACACACACACACACACACACACACACACACACACACACACACACACACACCAGUACUGGCUGCUCGGCCAAGUGUCCAUCUACCACGCCACUAACCCAGUGCCUAACCGCUGACCCUUUAAUGUUCUUCAGUGUGAGGUUAAAUACAGCGGUGAGUUUAAGGGUCGGAGGUCAUUUCAGGCUUCGCUGGCAUCCACAUUUACAAAUGUGUACAGAUGGGUCGACUCAACAUGAAAUGUAAAUGCAGAUGUAGAUAAUAUUGUCUUAUUCACUGAUGUUUCUCAUCAGUCUGACUGUAAAUCAAAACAGGCUGCUGGCUUAAUUAAGUGAUUUUUUUAUAGGAUUCAACUAUAAUUUCAACCUUUUGUACUAUUUAAAGAGGAAACAUUGUGAUUUGUAAGCGGGCUUUAUUUAUUUGGGGAUCUAUUUUAGCACUUGUAAUGGUACCUGUAAAUCACGACUCUCUGACCACUAUCUAUUGAGGACCAUUGUUGAAUGAAAUAACUAUGCAUUGUUUGCAUAGUUAUGCUUAAAUUAAUUGUUUGAUAAAGGUGAAUAAAUGUU
Messenger RNA from Anoplopoma fimbria (sablefish), 3232 nucleotides. It is a transcript of the gene phtf1, whose product is annotated as putative homeodomain transcription factor 1. Gene Ontology annotation, cellular component: endoplasmic reticulum. The record is from RefSeq and is a predicted model, not a curated record. Bases 366 to 2435 code for a protein of 689 amino acids. The transcript is spliced from 17 exons. Lineage: Eukaryota; Metazoa; Chordata; Actinopteri; Perciformes; Anoplopomatidae.